GCAAGCUGGCGGCGUGGGGGGCGGGCCCGGGCCGGGCCGGGGCGGGGAAGGAAGGUGGCUGCGGCCCGGCGCGGGGGGAGGGGGGCGCUGACCCGGAUGUUCACUCCUGGGCACCCGGGGAAGUGGAAGCGCUGGGCCCUGCUGCGGGGGGGAGAGCCACAGACGCCGGGACCGGGACCGCCGCCGCCGUCGUCACCAUGAGUGAUCAACAGCUGGACUGUGCCUUGGACCUAAUGAGGCGCCUGCCUCCACAGCAAAUCGAGAAAAACCUCAGUGACCUGAUUGACCUGGUCCCCAGUCUAUGUGAGGAUCUCCUGUCUUCUGUUGACCAGCCACUGAAAAUUGCCAGAGACAAGGUUGUGGGAAAGGAUUACCUUUUGUGUGACUACAACAGAGAUGGGGACUCCUAUAGGUCACCAUGGAGUAACAAGUAUGACCCUCCCUUGGAGGAUGGGGCCAUGCCGUCAGCUCGGCUGCGAAAGCUGGAGGUGGAAGCCAACAAUGCCUUUGACCAGUACCGAGACCUGUAUUUUGAAGGCGGCGUCUCAUCUGUCUACCUCUGGGAUCUGGAUCAUGGCUUUGCUGGAGUGAUCCUCAUAAAGAAGGCUGGAGAUGGAUCAAAGAAGAUCAAAGGCUGCUGGGAUUCCAUCCACGUGGUGGAAGUGCAGGAGAAAUCCAGCGGCCGCACCGCCCAUUACAAGUUGACCUCCACGGUGAUGCUGUGGCUGCAGACCAACAAAUCCGGCUCUGGCACCAUGAACCUCGGAGGCAGCCUCACCAGACAGAUGGAGAAAGAUGAAACUGUGAGCGACUGCUCCCCACACAUAGCCAACAUUGGGCGCCUGGUAGAGGACAUGGAAAAUAAAAUCAGAAGUACACUGAACGAGAUCUACUUUGGAAAAACAAAGGAUAUUGUCAACGGGCUGAGAUCUGUUGAUGCUAUCCCUGACAACCAAAAGUUUAAGCAGUUGCAGAGGGAGCUCUCUCAAGUGCUGACCCAGCGCCAGAUCUACAUCCAGCCUGAUAAUUAAGCCGAUCCAGGUCUGUGCAGACUUUUGCAGACAAAUCAAAACAAGAAGCUCUGAAGAAUGACCUGGUGGAGGCUUUGAAGAGAAAGCAGCAAUGCUAAACCUCUGCUUCACGCUAACCAGACGCCGUGCACUCGUUAGAGUCCUUUCUUAGAAAACUUGUUUUCUGCUCCCUCCCCUCGUCCCUUCCCUCCCCACAGGUCACAUAACAGCUGCAUCAUUGACCGCACAGCGCCAUCUCUCCCUGAGAAUAAAGCCCCAUAGCCACCCUCCUCCGGCUCCGAGCCUGCUUCCGCCACACCUUGCUCUCAGCUCUCUCCACAUUUCCAUAGAGACCGUGUGGUUUUUGUUCACCCGGGGACCCCGUCUUCCUCCCUGUCCCCACAUUUAUAGGCAUAAAAUCCACUGUCUGCCAGCCUCCCUUCCCUCCCACCUUUUUGUUACAUUGGUGUAAAAAUUGUAAAACAAAAAAAUUUUAUGAACUAACUGUGGUGUGUGAAAGAGAGAAGAAAAACUGGAAAUCUGAUUCCGUGUGUGUUUGGGAGUUGCUUGGGGUUGGGGGUCAUGGGGAGAGGGGACAGCUCUGGGAGCAGAGGUGGCCCGCGGUGCCGUCCUGCGCAGACUCGCCCAUCCCACAGAGGCUGCGGGGUGGGGGCUGGGGGGGGGCGCCGACCGUUCCGCUCUUCCAGCCAGGUGCUUUUCUGUCAAUUUCUAUGGAAUGCAAAAGGAGGUUUUUGUUUUAUUUUGUUUUUUUGUAAAGCUUAAGAAAAAAAAAAUCUACAUCUUAUACUUGAGCCUCCAUACUUUAAAAAAAGAAAAAAAGAAAAAAAAUCAAUAAAAAGAAACUGGGACGCAGUUA
Molecule: messenger RNA, 1887 nt
Organism: Cebus imitator (Panamanian white-faced capuchin)
Lineage: Eukaryota; Metazoa; Chordata; Mammalia; Primates; Cebidae
Gene: CAPZB
Product: capping actin protein of muscle Z-line subunit beta
Exons: 10
Coding region: 198-1031 (277 amino acids)
Biological process (GO): negative regulation of filopodium assembly; regulation of lamellipodium assembly; actin cytoskeleton organization
Cellular component (GO): F-actin capping protein complex; cytoplasm
Molecular function (GO): actin filament binding
Source: RefSeq, a predicted model, not a curated record